Molecule: messenger RNA, 2190 nt
Organism: Physcomitrium patens
Lineage: Eukaryota; Viridiplantae; Streptophyta; Bryopsida; Funariales; Funariaceae
Product: 3-oxoacyl-[acyl-carrier-protein] synthase II, chloroplastic
Biological process (GO): fatty acid biosynthetic process
Cellular component (GO): mitochondrion
Molecular function (GO): 3-oxoacyl-[acyl-carrier-protein] synthase activity
Source: RefSeq, a predicted model, not a curated record
AUCACAGCCCCACCUCUCUACCACUUCCACUCCCUCCUCUUGCUCCUCUUCCAUUUUUCUCUCUCUCUCUCUCUCUCUCACUCGUAUUCGACCACCGCAGCCAUCACCAUCGUUGGGACGGAACGAACGAUCCAGCAGCACUGCAGAGCCUUCACUCUCGCCGAGCGAGCGGGCCUGCCUGCGAUAUCAAGUCUGAGUUGUUUUAUGCAAGUUUGAAGGAUGGCAUUUUCAGCGGCUGCCUCGCCCCUGUGUACUUGGUUAAUAGCUGCCUGUGUAUCUAAUUCUGUAGCAGGCCUCUCUGGUGUUGAUGCCCCUGUAAGCUCAGGGCCUCUGGGUAGAAGGCUUAAAAGGAGAAUUGCACGCUCGAAGCAAUUGGCUGCAGAAAGCUGGUUGAGCAUUGGCGUUGCAGCAGCAUCUCGUUCGAGCCAAAGUCUAGUAGCAUUUUGUGAAUCUGGUCUUUCAGAAUUAGGAACGUUUUGUGGGCUUCAAGGAUGCAAGGAGUAUAAUAACAUGAGGCCCGAGUCCCUGUUCGGGGAUGGCUUUUUUGGGGACUGUUUGGGAGGUUCAAAAGGUCCCGUUUCGAAGUCCGUUAGAGCUGGCCGGAGGUUUAGAAGAGCUGCAGCAGGAAAGGCAUCGGCUGUCACAGCCCAACCAGCGAAGGAGUCAGAGCAGAAGAAAAACAAAAAAACUGCAACAAAGAAAAGAAGAGUUGUAGUGACUGGUAUGGGUUUGGUAUCUUGUCACGGUCAUGAACCGACUCAAUUCUAUGAGAAUUUAUUGGCGGGGAAAAGUGGAAUCACUGAGAUAGAGAGAUUUGACUGCAAAGAAUUUCCAACAAGGUUUGCAGGAGAAAUUAAGUCAUUUUCGACGGAGGGCUGGGUGGCUGGAAAAUUCGCAAGACGCAUGGACAGGUUCAUGCUGUACCUUCUAACAGCAGGAAAAAAAGCCGUAAAGGACGCUGGGAUUACAGAAGAUGUCAUGAAAGACUUGGACAAGUCAAAAUGUGGUGUCCUCAUUGGUUCUGCAAUGGGAGGAAUGCAGGUAUUUAAUGAUGCCAUUGAGGCAUUAAGGGUUUCCUACCGAAAGAUGAACCCAUUUUGCGUUCCUUUCGCAACCACCAACAUGGGUUCAGCCAUGCUAGCCAUGGAUUUGGGGUGGAUGGGACCCAAUUAUUCUAUAUCCACAGCUUGUGCCACCAGCAAUUUUUGUAUACUUAGUGCCGCAAAUCACAUUAUCAGGGGUGAAGCCGACCUAAUGUUGUCAGGAGGCUCGGACGCUGCCAUCAUCCCUAUUGGUCUUGGAGGAUUCGCUGCUUGCAGAGCCCUUUCUCAGCGCAACGAUGACCCAGCCAAAGCGUCACGUCCUUGGGACCAGAAUCGGGAUGGGUUCGUCAUGGGAGAGGGAGCAGGUGUUCUCUUGCUAGAAGAGUUAGAGCAUGCCAAGGCACGGGGAGCAGAGAUAUAUGCGGAGUUUCUUGGAGGUAGCUUCACAUGUGAUGCUUAUCACAUGACAGAGCCUCACCCAGAAGGUGCUGGUGUGCUACUUUGCAUAGAGAAGGCCUUGGCUCAGUCAGGAGUAAACAAGGCUGAUGUCAACUAUGUAAAUGCUCAUGCAACCUCAACAAAAGCUGGCGAUCUGCAAGAGUACAAGGCUCUCAUGAAGGUUUUUGGUGGAAAUCCAGAGCUUAAAGUAAAUUCAACCAAGUCUAUGGUGGGUCAUUUGCUGGGUGCCGCUGGUGCCGUUGAAGCUAUUGCAACAAUCCAGGCAAUCAGAACUGGUUGGGUGCACCCUACAAUCAACCUCGAGAACCCAGAGAGUGAAGUGGAUUUGAACGUGAUUGUGGGAGGAGAGAAGCAGGAACUGGACAUCAAGGUUGCUCUUUCGAACUCCUUCGGCUUUGGGGGUCAGAAUUCAUCCGUGCUAUUCGCCCCUUACGUGGAAGCUAAUGAAGAGUGACGCAACACGCACUUCUGGAUGCACUUCCUCUCUUCCCAGACUGUACAAGUGUUUUGGCUUUGAUCUCACUUGAUGCAAGGGUGGCGUACUAGCACUAUUGCCAAUGCCAGAGAUUGGUCUUGCCAUAUAGCCUGCCUCGAAAUGUAGUGCAUCAAUAUUGCGAGCUUUUUCCUUCGUUUCACUGCUCGCUGAAAUGAAAAAAAAAUGUACAGUUCCGUAAUUCUUUUUCCUCUA